Messenger RNA from Lycium ferocissimum, 702 nucleotides. RefSeq lists its product as uncharacterized. The record is from RefSeq and is a predicted model, not a curated record. The transcript has 3 exons. Lineage: Eukaryota; Viridiplantae; Streptophyta; Magnoliopsida; Solanales; Solanaceae. Bases 1 to 702 code for a protein of 233 amino acids.
AUGGAUGCUCAACAUAGUGGGAGAUCUAACAAGUAUUUCUUUGUCUUUGGGGGUAGAAAGCAUACUCUUACCCCAUUGACACCCUAUCAAGUGAGUGAGGACUAUAGAAUCAUGAAAGAGCUCCGAGAGAGAGUGCAAAAGGAAGAGGUUGAAAAGGAGUCCUUACUUAGCCAAGAGGAUCAAAGGGUAACAAAAGGGAAAGCCAAGAUAUGCACAUUUGCCAAACCAAGCAAUUGCUUGAAAGGUGUUGAUGACGGGCGCUUCAUGGAAUCUGAUGAGCUAUUUCCGGAGGAGAUGCCCAAAGGACUGCCUCCAUUGAGGGGCAUUGAACAUCAAAUUGAUUUUGUGUCGGGAUCCCAAAUUCCUAACAAACCGGCAUAUAUGAGCAAUCCGGAGGAAACUAAGGAGUUGCAAAGAGCAGUCAACAAAAUCACGGUAAAGUAUCGACAUCCUAUUCCUAGACUUGAUGAUAUGUUGGAUGAGCUAUGUGGCUCAAGUGUAUUUUCGAAGGUUGAUCUUAGAAGUGGCUAUCACCAAAUUCGUAUGAAUCCGGGUGAUGAGUGGAAAACGGCCUUCAAAACCAAGUUUGGUCUCUAUGAGUGGCUUGUUAUGCCAUUUGGCCUAACCAAUGCACCUAGCACUUUUAUGAGGUUGAUGAAUCAUGUCUUGAAGCCCUUUAUCAAUAAAUUUGUGGUUGUCUAG